UAUUUCGCUUAAUUGUUAACCGUAGCAAAAGUUGCAAUUGCUGCAAGUAAAUAUUAAGGAAAACACAAGCAUAGUACGCUGUGCAUAGGAAGUCCCCAACACUAAAAAUCAAGCCACAAAUUCAAAAUGCCAUCGCUGGAGGUUAGCGUAAACAAAGUUAUUGUCCACCCGCUGGUUCUGUUGUCGGUCGUGGAUCACUUCAAUCGCAUGGGUAAAAUUGGAAACCAGAAGCGCGUCGUAGGCGUGCUCCUUGGUUGCUGGCGUUCCAAGGGUGUACUAGAUGUCUCUAACAGCUUUGCGGUUCCAUUUGAUGAAGAUGACAAGGACAAGUCAGUGUGGUUUUUGGAUCACGAUUAUUUGGAGAACAUGUAUGGCAUGUUCAAGAAGGUGAACGCACGCGAGCGCGUUGUGGGCUGGUAUCAUACUGGACCAAAGCUGCACCAGAAUGAUAUAGCAAUUAACGAGCUGAUUCGCCGCUACUGUCCAAACUCUGUACUGGUCAUCAUAGACGCCAAGCCAAAAGAUCUGGGUCUUCCGACAGAAGCGUAUAUAUCCGUUGAAGAGGUGCAUGACGAUGGAUCGCCCACUACCAAAACCUUCGAGCAUGUGCCAAGCGAGAUUGGUGCCGAGGAGGCUGAAGAAGUGGGCGUUGAGCAUUUGCUGCGUGAUAUUAAGGACACCACCGUUGGCAGCCUGUCCCAAAAAAUCACCAACCAGCUAAUGGGUCUCAAAGGCCUAAAUGCGCAAUUGCGUGACAUAAAACAGUAUCUACAGCGCGUCGGAGAAGGCAAGAUGCCCAUCAACCAUCAGAUUGUCUACCAGCUGCAGGACAUAUUUAACCUUCUGCCGGAUAUAACCAACGAUCAGUUCACGGGAACCAUGUACGUAAAGACCAACGAUCAGAUGCUGGUAGUCUAUUUGGCGUCCAUGGUCCGUUCGAUAAUCGCUCUGCACAAUUUGAUUAAUAACAAGCUGGCUAAUCGCGAUGCUGAGGAGGGAAAGAAGUCAAUUGAGAGUGAUGGCAAGGACAAGAAUAAGGAUAGCAAGGAUAAAGAGAAUAAGGACACUAAGGAUAAGGAUGCCAGUAAGAAGGCCGAUGAAAAGUCCGAUAAGAGCAAGGACGAGGGCGGUAAGAGUAGCAAGAAAUAGGAGCGAAAGAAAAAACGCAAAUCACGU
Drosophila arizonae is the source of this 1176-nucleotide messenger RNA. It is a transcript of the gene Rpn8, whose product is annotated as regulatory particle non-ATPase 8. Gene Ontology annotation, biological process: proteasome-mediated ubiquitin-dependent protein catabolic process. Lineage: Eukaryota; Metazoa; Arthropoda; Insecta; Diptera; Drosophilidae. The record is from RefSeq and is a predicted model, not a curated record. Gene Ontology annotation, molecular function: metallopeptidase activity; protein binding. Gene Ontology annotation, cellular component: proteasome regulatory particle; proteasome complex.